Molecule: messenger RNA, 8530 nt
Organism: Lepisosteus oculatus (spotted gar)
Lineage: Eukaryota; Metazoa; Chordata; Actinopteri; Semionotiformes; Lepisosteidae
Source: RefSeq, a predicted model, not a curated record
CCUCUCUCCUUUAUGAGCUGAUCCUUCCCUGCUCCCACACCGGCACUGGGAAUCCUGCUCACACUCGUCCCCGCGGUCCCACCUCUCGUCCCCGGACCUCCCCAAUGGCGGACUCCCCCCUUAACAACUCCUGGCCUUCCUUUUCCAAGCUGUGGAUGAAACGCUGGUCCUUCAAACGAGGAUCGGAGUGCAAGCCGUGCUCUCGGGAAUACUCCAGCGUCUCGGGAACAGGAUGCGUGUCGCCAUCCUCCCUGUCCCCGCCUUCCAUCGCGGAGGACGUGUUCUUCAGCAGCACCACUGAGGAGAAGGAUGACUCCUCCGGCGAUACGGAUUUUGAGGACCGCGCGCUGGAUAUCGACGGCAGCAUCGAAGACCUUCUCUCCCUAGAGCCCUCCCUCCGCGGGACGGAGUAUUUCAGAGACUUGGGGCUGCAGGUCCCUGAAGCGAGCAGCCUGCCGAGGGGUUUACAGUCCUGCCACACCCCAAAGCUCCUGCCCGAGCCCACCAGCAGCUCCUGCCCCGGGUCCCUGUCUCCCGCCGAGCCCGCCGCAGGCAUGCAGGAGGGCAAAGCCGUGGACACCCGGGAGUCGGGCGCGGGGGCGCCCCCCGCAGCUGUCUCGGCCACGGCCCAGGGGGAUCCGGAGUUCCUCGAGGCCGAGGAGCCGGAGUCGUUCCCCAUUUUGGUGAGGUCCAUGUCCACUUCGCGAAGACACAGCUGGGAGGUGCCGGUGUCUCCGGUGGACUUGGGCAGAAGGUUUAGUCUGGACACAACAGCCAUGGACAGCGAUGGAGACAGAGAAGAAGACGGUUCGCCUGAGACAUCCCAGGACCAGCGGAAACUGUCCUUCGUUUAUCCUGAUUGCCCCACUGGGGAGGACGAGGACGAGGCCGGGAAGCGCUCGCGGUCGAAGUCCGUGGUUCUGAUCGCGGAGAAGGUCAGCACGGCUCGGAUGUCGCGCAGCUGGGAGGUCUCGCUGCAAGGCCCCAGAGCUGAGGAACGGAGCACAGAAGAGAACGAGCCAAGCCACGAGGAGCAAAGUCGAAUGCUGAUGGUACAGCAGGUCCUGCAGGAGUUAAAGCAGUACCACGGAGCCAAGCAGAGGCCCGGCCGUGGAGAGGGCAAGGAGGCCUCGGAGAGCGUGACCUGGUACGAGUUUCUCUCCAACGAAAACGAGGAUGAGGAGGAGCGGACAGAGAAAGUGCGGGGCGCGACAGUGAAACGAAGACUGAGCUCCCUGAAGAACCGGGUCACCGGAUCCUUCCAGAAGGACAAGGGUAAGAAUCGAGAGAAAGAGCAGCAGAAAGAGAGGGAGAAGGAGAGAGAGAAGGAGAAGGAGCCAAAAGAGAAGAGACGUGCGAGCAGUGGGCACCAGUUCGUGCCUGGCACCUUCUCCAGCUGUGCCACUUGCACACUGUGCAGCAAAACUCUGGUGAGAAAGAAUGGCCUGCAGUGUCUCAACUGUGCGGUGAACGUCCACAAGAGCUGUAAAAAUCUAUUAGCUGAGUGCAGCAGCAGUAAAGCCAAGGCUAAAGAUUCCCAGUACAUGAGCACUGGAUCUGUCCAGAAUACUGUGCAGUAUUUCAAUCAAGCCAGCGCUCCCCUGAGGGAGCAGCACAGAUCCGGCCUCGCGGCUCCCGAUGGCUCCUCGGGCUCCGCUCGCGGCGCAGGAAUGACUCUCUCGCAGCGGGGCAACACCUCUCAGGCCACCGCCAGCUCAGCUGCCAACCACACCAACGGCCCGGGGUCGAUCGCGGGGGAGAUGGAUGAGCCAGACGCGUUGAGCAGAACCAAGGUCCCAGCCGACGACUCGGUUUCGCUGGCACCUUCCGCCGCAGAGUCCAUCAUUGUUGAAGAUGGCCAUUAUGCUGCUUUACGUGCGGAGCUUGAGGUGGAGUCGCAGGACUUGGAAGCUGAAUCCUGGAGCCUGGCUGUUGACCCACAGUACUUAAAGAAGCACAGCAAGGAUGCAAUCAAGAGACAAGAUGUGAUAUACGAGCUGAUCCAGACGGAGAUACACCACGUGCGGACCCUGAAGAUCAUGCUGCGGGUGUACGUCAGGGGGAUGAGGGAGACCCUGCAGAUGGACGAGCGCAAGGUGGAGAAGAUCUUCCCCUGCGUGGAGAACCUCCUGGACAUCCACCGGCACUUCCUGGCUCGACUCAAAGACAGGCGGAAAGAGGGCCUGCAGCCCGGGAGCGACCGGAACUACUCCAUUCACAGCAUCGGAGACGUCCUGACUUCGGAGGUGCGACUUGAUUCUUUUGUGCAGUUAAGUCACCUGACUGAAGCUCUAAAUCGAACAUGCUUUUGCUUUUCAGUGGAGAUUCUUCAAGCUCUCUUGUCCUCCGGGGUUAAAAGUGCCUCCCAGCCCUCGGGGGAGUCCCAGGGAUCCUAUGGGUUGCCACGGCGAGCAGACACCUUUGGAGGGUAUGACAGCAGCCCCACCAUCCUGAAUAAAAGUGGCAGCAUAAAGAAAACCUACAGCGGCAGCGACAGGCCCAGAGAACGGAGCCAGAGAGCGAGCUCUGACCCCCAGCUGAAGGAGAUCUGUUGCCGUGAGAGUCUGGAACAGUCGGCUGAUGAGCCCUCUGAAAGCAGUUGGACCCCUAUCUGGAACAGUUGCUUCCCAGAAGCAGAGUUUUUCGAUCGAGUGUUGAUGCUUUCACAGCGACUUUACAGUCUCCAGGCCAUCGUCUCCCACCAGGACAGCUGCAUCGAGCUGCAGCGGGCCAGCCUGCCGGAGCGGGACAGGCCGGGCCGGGCCCGGGGCAACGUGCUGCUGGAGCAGGAGAAGCAGCGCAACUUCGAGAAGCAGCGGGAGGAGCUGGCCCACUUCCAGAAGCUGCAGGGCCAGCUGCGCCAGGAGCAGCGGCGCUGGGAGAGGGAGAGGGAGAGCCAGCGGCUGCGGGCCGAGGAGGAGGAGGCCCGGCUGCGGCGGCGCGAGGAGGAGGGCCGGCGGCUGCAGGCCCAGCUGGAGCAGCAGCGCGAGGAGCUGGAGCAGCAGCGGCUCAAGUACCAGCAGGACCUGGAGAGGCUGCGGGAGUCCGCCCAGGCCGUGGAGAGGGAGAAGGAGAGGCUGGAGCAGCAGCAGAAGAGGUUCAAGAAGCACAAGACCAUCGCCAACCCCCCGCUGUCCAUCUUGGACCUCAGGCCGGUGAGGGCGACAAAGAAUGUUUCGUUUUAUAGUGCACACGAACAGUGUUUAUUCUUCACGCACAUUGUUUGCUGCCUUGACCACCUUUCCUGUAAGAGCCUGGAGUCAGCUGAUGGAGGAGCAGAGUUUUGCUCAGUGUCUCCUUUUAUUGCACGACAAAGAAUAGCCCAAGCAGCCCUUGGGCCGCUGGCCAAGACCGAGGUGCCCAUCCACCUGAUCAGCACCACCAACCAGCUGCACAAGCAGGCCGGCGUCCAGCAGCAGAUCCCCACCAAGCUGGCCCUGAGCAAGGGCAAGGAGAAGGGCAGCAAGGGGAAGGCUUCUCACAGAACGGACAGCUCAGCCGCAACAGACCGCAAACAGAUCCUGCCCCUCAAACUCUCGGGGAAAGAGGAGGGGACGUUAAAAGGAAGGAGAUCCGUCAGCCCCAACCAGAACUACCAGCAAGAGCCACUUAGCCCCCCGGACAAUUUCUCCGACGGCCACCCAGCUGGCAUUCCGAAACAGAACAGCCACAGCUCUCUUCAGACCAUCCCCUCGUCGUCCACAGUCUCCGAGGACGUGGCGAAGGAGGACGUCAUCUUCUUCUGAGCCGCCACCGCGGCGAGCGGCCCGGGUCUCGCGGUGCACGGCAUGAUGGGGGAUGUUGUGCGACACGGACUUCCUUCCUUUGGGCCCUUGGGGAAGAGGUCUGCUGCUCCGACACAUGGACUCCAGCCCCAAUCCCAUCCACUGUGAAUUCUGAACGUGCAGGAGGGUUUUAUUAAGCUCCACGAUUUUAGUAUUUGUCGUUUUAUUAUUGUUUUUCACCUGUGGUUCCCAAAGUAGCAAAGGGCUUUAUUCAUCAUUUUUAAUUGGCCCCUGAAAACAGUUUUAAUAUUAACCGAAGGAGGAAAAGAAAAAAAGAAAGGGUGGGUGGCAUCUCCUAUUUAUUUAAAAGAAUUUUUAUGCCCUUUGCUUUCCUUUUUAUCCUUUUUAUUCUUCCAUGAAGAGAGUAAUGAGUACCAGUGUCCAAACGUGAUGGAGGUGUGGGGUGAUUUUCCUGCUCUGAGCUGACGAUGGAGAGCAGGCUACGUUUUGAGAUGUAGUCCAUUAAUGAAUGGAGCUAGCCAAGUGCUGCUCUUUGUUUAGAAGUGUCUGCUUCUCUGCACGGCGAAGAGAAAAAAGAUAGCAGAUUGUACUGCUUGCACCACAAUCCGAAAGAAUCAGGCAGGCUGCUUAUUAGCAGUAAAAUAAUGGUACGAUUUUGUUUUAGUUGAAAAUAUGUCCCAGGCAUUUUUAGCUUAUUCCAGUAAUGGGUACGAUAUCAGUGCAUGCAGAAUGUAGAAUGUCCAAUGCUGAUGAAGAGGGCUUGUGCCUCCUGGGGUCAUUUCUACAUCUUGUACAUGCACCCUCUACUGUAUAUUACAUCCGCAUUUUACAGGACAGAAGAAACCACAAAUAUGUAUUGUGCUCUAGAUGGGGAAGGCAGUUAUUUCCUGUUUUUUUUUUAUGCAAACCCUGACCUUUUCAUUCACCACAAUAAUCAUCCGAUCAGCAGUCACGCCUACGACCCAAUCAGGUUGUCAUGGUGUAGGUAGCCGUGAGGAGCCAUAAAAGGCUGUAGAAAACCCUACACUGGAUUUUACAUCACCUUGGUGAUGUGCAGCUCUUAAAACCACUACUUUAACUGUUUUACACUGUUUCUUUGAUCUUGAACCAUGUCAGUGGUAAUACUCAGUUUAAGCAGACCUUUCAGAGACGCAAAGUGAUUUUUAAUUUUCUUCCUUCCAGCAGUGCUUGAACGACUUGAAUUAUAGGUGCAGUAGUUACGGCCAUUACAUAACCUGAGUAUUAGCUCAUAUUAAGGUUACUCCCCCAGAAAAUACAAGUGCUGUGUUUGCUUUGCACGAAUGUCCCUGACAUUACAGCGUGAUAGAAAUUUGAAUUUCAGGUCUGUGAUUUAGCCAUUCUUGUGGACAAGUCAGGGGGCUUCUAGAUUUAAAAUGACAAUUCCAACAGUUUUGGCCUAGAGUGGCAGUAUAAACCUGAAUAUAACAUUUCAGGCACUCUACUUCAGCACUUUACGUAUAUGGCCCAUGGGUCAUGGAAUACUUAAAAAAAAAAAAGUUUGCCAAUUUCCAUGGCCAUAAUUAGGUAAACACUGGUUCUGGAUUCAUUUAAAGAUGAAUAGAUUUUGAGGUUUAUGUCACAGUUUACUGAAAUUGUAAGCACAAUUACUGUUUGACGCAAGUCCCUUUUUUAGUUGAUAGUUUUUAAUGAAGUGUCUGAUUUGAUCUGGUUUAAGUUCUGGGCAUGCACAAAUUCCAACCAAAAUACAACAGCACAUCAACAGAACUGAUUAAAAACCUACCACGAAGUUUGUGCUUUAGUUGCCAAAGAAAUUCUUCUUACCUGUUACCCCUUUGUCUUUAUUUUCAAACUCCGAGAUAAAGGAUCUGUUAACAUCAAGCACAGCACAAUACAGUAGUGUAAAAGAGCCCUCUGUGUUUGUGUGAACGGAAGACCAAGCUUAACUGUAAGGCCCUAGGCAUUUUUAUAAACAUUCUUUUGAAUUUAAAGACCAGUAAUACAGGUUUAUAUUUAUGUUACAGAAACCUACUGUGGCCACCAGUCUAGUGUGAAGAUAGCUGUGGUAUAGACGCCUAUUCUAAACUCUUCACUGUACCUUAUAUUCAACAUCUAAAGUCAGGGAUAGAGUUCCAUGGUUCUGCCUUAUCCUUGAAGGUUCCAAGAUUUGACAAUUCCUUCAUAAAGCUGUAGCCUGUGGUUAUAAAUACAAUGAAGUCCAGAGCAUUUAAUCAUGUCUGAUGCUUUAUGAACGAAUCUUUUCCAAGUCCAAGUUAGGGGAGUAAGAUAAAUGCGUAUUUUUGUAUGUUUCAAUGUUUGUAUAAUGCUGUAUAAAUAUAUUUUCAUUUCAACUUGAUAGUACAAUGCUGGAUGUGUCUGUGAUGCCCCUAAAACUGAUUUUCAUUUAGCAAGCUAGUGUAGAAGGUUCAAGAUUGCCAAAGCCUUGGUAGCCUAAAUCCAGCAGAGCUGUGGUUGUGCUCUCAGGAGGCAACUGAGUCCAGUUAUUCCAGUUACAGCCACAGCUCUUGCAGUUGAUGGUAACUGUCUAACAUGGCGGGGAAAUGUGGCUGUAAUCGACCAUAGCGACAAGAUGUAUAUACUGUAUAUAUUUUCUGUAUGAAGUAUGCACCUCUAUAAUUAGUCUUAAUUUCACUCUGGGUUAAAUGAGACCACAUGGCAGUAGGCAUUGCAAUACCUUUAAUAUUCCAAGAAGACGGUUUGGCAUGUGGAAUUUGAGCACAGGGUUCCUAUUGCAGAGUUUACAGAGCUAAGGGGAACAAACAAUGGAUGCCUUUCUGUUAGAGCUGUAUGAUACUUCUUAGAUUUUCUAUUGAUCUGCUUUGUGCCUCAAUCUUUCGGUACCUGGGUGUUCUGCAGAAAUAAAAAUGGUACAUUCCUGUAUCUUGUAAGUGAUAUUACUGUUAUUUAUUUCCACUGUUAAGUGAUGCAUUUUGCAUUAUCCACUUCUUGAUUGUGUUGAUCAACGACUGCAGGUUUUGAUGUGUUGCUACAGAGUUGCACUCCCUUUACCUGAUGUGUCUGCAGCAGUAUGUGGUGGUUACACGAUGCCUUUUACCAUUGAAAGUUUCAGAUGUGCAUUUCAGAGUCAGAUGCUUUUGCAGGAACAUGUUCUGCAUUGUGUGGGCAAAUUUGAAACAGUUUGGGGAAAUUGCAAAACGAUUCUGCAGCCCUAAGAACUUGGGAGCCACUGUCAGGAGUCCUUUUAAAUUUCUCAUCAACAUGUUAUUGUUCAUAACUUGGGACAGCUAUUGGAAAAUGCAUUCUAUGGCAUAAAGUGAUAAAAAGCUUCUGCAGAGGGCUCUCAGCACCUGCCCCAAGAGUUUUGGAGUCCAGCAGGUUUUUUGUCUUUUUUUUUUAAGUCACCUAUGAAUUAAGGCUGUGAAAAAAAAGAGGUUGUUCCAACGAAUCCUUAAAUGGAAUAGUUCAGGUAUUCUGCCUGGCACAGAGCUGUUUAUACCUGAGAGAGACACAGAAGAACAGCUGGAGUCCAGACCCUGCAGUUGCACCAGGUAACGGUGAGCUUUUCACCUGUUGGGCAAAGGCGUCUUCUGUGGCUUAAAAGAUCCCUGCCGCUCUCCUAGGUCCUGGGACACUGGUGUGAAUGUUUUGCACCCAUAGCUGAAAGUAAAAGAUCCGAAAUCUGCAAAGAAAAAGACUUAAAGGUAUCGUGGUUUUGAGUGCUUAAAUGUAGUAUUCCAGAACCUGCUUUGAAUAAAAGAAUACAUUGCUGAUCAUUUUGGAGCUGAAACAGUUGAAUAUAAAAGUAAUUGGUCUAGCUGAAGGCAUGGUAGUUGCGUGCAAACUCUUUUCAGAAAGUCUUGCUUUUAGGGGGAUAGUUUUUGCCUCUUUUCAUAAGGUUGGCUAACCAAAGAAAUUUUAUUUUCUGAUUUUUGCUGUAGUUAUUUGAAUUUGCAGUCUUGUGUUGGUGUAGCUUGGGAGUAACUAUGCUGCUCGGCAUUAGAGACACCAGGGGAUGAGGGAGGUUAAGCUUAUGUUUUUUUUUAAUUGCAGUCUAAACAAUAGAAGCUAAUGUUGUCUAAGUGCUCCGCAAUCUGCUAAGAACAGCAAAGCAGCUGCCCUUGGGCUGUUGGCAAUCGCAAACCUUGCACGGGCCUUUGGUCUUUUUUUCUUCACUGGGAGAGUUGUGCCAUUGUAUCAUUCAUGACUACUUGUUUGCUGAUGAAAACCAUUGAGCACUUUAUGACUUUCUGUAAAUGAAGUACUGUUCCUGGGGGCACAAUCACAUCUCUAAGAGCACAUUGAUGCAACAGGCCAUUUUGUUGUUUGGUCUUGUUAGUCAUGUAGCAGCACCUGCUGGGAAUGCUGACAAAUCUGUACUCUAUCUACUAGCCUGAAAUUGCGCUGAUGUCUUAACCAAUCUAGUCAUCCCCCUUUAUAUAUAUAUAAAGAUUGUACGAUACGUAUGUAUAUUUUAAAGCAUCUAAUUAAUACAAGUCACUGUUUUUUCCAUAAGUGGUGUGUUAUACAUGUAUUAAAUCCUGCGUAUGUAAUUUGUAAAUAAGGAAGAUAAUUUUUUCUGCCAGUUACAGUUUAGACCAUUGAUUUUGAUAGUUGUAAACAUGAAGGGGAAAUGAAUGUUCAUGCUGUAUUUUGCCGAAUUUCUGCACUUCGUGACAUUUGCUGAAAUCUGUAGCUCACUGAACAAUUAUUUUUACAAUGUUUUAUCCACUGAGACCUAGCAAUCUGCAAAAUUAUAAAAAAGAUCUGCCUUAGGAAUAACCCUGAUUUUUAGCAAUAAAGCAAAAAUCGUACAAAGCCUUGAA